AUGACUUUUGAAAGAAGAAUUUGCUCUUUAGGAAAAACACCCAUUGCAUCGUCUGACAAGGCGUCUGUGCAGAUUGUGCUUGCGGUGCUAGAUCAAUACGGGCAGGUUACUGGAGAGACUACGAUCUAUGACAUAGGUGGAACGGUGCGGAGGGCCGGGAUGGGAGAUGAGCUUCUGCUCGAAAAGAUAAGAAUGGAGGAAUAUGGAGCUUGA
Messenger RNA from Encephalitozoon cuniculi GB-M1, 213 nucleotides. RefSeq lists its product as uncharacterized. Bases 1 to 213 code for a protein of 70 amino acids. Gene Ontology annotation, molecular function: structural constituent of ribosome. Gene Ontology annotation, biological process: translation. Gene Ontology annotation, cellular component: ribosome. The transcript has a single exon. The record is from RefSeq and is marked provisional. NCBI's taxonomy places the organism in Eukaryota, Fungi, Microsporidia, Unikaryonidae.